This is a messenger RNA of Fimicolochytrium jonesii, 1158 nucleotides long. RefSeq names its product vacuolar membrane protein-domain-containing protein. NCBI's taxonomy places the organism in Eukaryota, Fungi, Chytridiomycota, Chytridiomycetes, Spizellomycetales, Powellomycetaceae. The transcript is spliced from 5 exons. Gene Ontology annotation, cellular component: membrane. The coding region runs from base 1 to 1158 and encodes 385 amino acids. The record is from RefSeq and is a predicted model, not a curated record.
AUGUACAGACCGCACAUCCCACGGUCCAUACCCGGGCUAUUGGAUGGAGGGGGACGGGAAGGCGGCGCACACCCGCCAGAGCCCUUCAAAUGCCAGUUGUUGGAUGGCUUUGCGAUUCUGGUGCAGAUUCUGAUGGCGAGCAUUGCCCUGAGUUCUCUGAUAAUAAAGCGGAAUAGAGAGACGCCGCAGCGGCCUUUCAAAAUAUGGGCAUUGGAUACGAGCAAACAGGCGGUAGCGGCUGGCUUGGUGCAUUUUGCGAACAUUGCGAUAGCAUCGUUCACGGGAGGCGAAUCGGAGAACUCGGAUAAUCCGUGUGUUUGGUACUUCUUGCAUAUCCUCCUCGACACAACCCUCGGCGUCGGCAUCCUCGCCCUCUUCCUCCGCCUCCUUCACCAACUAGCCGACAAAUUUCACAUGUCCGACAUGCGUUCGGGCUACUACGGCUACCCGCCCCGGAUUCGCGCUUGGGCAAAACAACUCCUCCUCUUCCUCAUCGCCUGGUUCUUCGUCAAACUCACCGUCGUCGCCAUCCUCACCCUCUUCCCCUUUCUCGCCACCGUCGCCGGCUGGAUCCUCAACCCGCUCGUGUCGGGAGACACAGACCCGAGGCUGCAGGUCUUGGUCGUCAUGCUCAUUUUCCCUCUGUGUAUGAAUGUCGUGCAGGCUUGGUUGAUUGAUAUGGUCAUCAAGGGCAAACAUCCGCACCCGCAUCACCACCUCAACCGUCGCAGCAGUUCACGGAGAAAUCUGGCGGGAAGCUAUCGACGUGUAGGCGAUCAGGCGUCGACGGACGAUUUAGGCGGCGGGGGCGGGUUGGCGGAUUCCACAGUCGACAUCCACGAUUCGGACUCGGAUAACGCGAACAUGGAGGACUCUGCGAAUCCAUAUUUACACGACGACGAGGAUGAUGACGAUAGCGGAGGGGAUCCAUUACACACCUACCACACAGCAUCCGACUCUGAAUCCCUCCUCGACGACAUCGACGAGCAUCUCGGUGCCGAUGCGGUGCGGAUGUCGGCUACCACAGACUCCCCGAAGGGUUCGGCUGCGGGGUCGGGGAGGAGCGGGAGGAGCGGGACGACGAGCCCGGCGUUGGGGCGGAAUGUGACGGAGCGCGCGGGGAGGAGCUCGCCUUUGGGAAUGGGUGGUGGGAAUUGA